CUCUCUCUCUCCCCCUCCCCCUUACUCCACUCUCCACCGAAACGACACUCUCUCUCUGCAGCGAGUAGUUUGUAUUUAACAAAGGUGCGAGCGUGGCCUUUUUUUAAUCUAAUUUCACAAUCUCUCUCCCUUAAAAGAGUCUCUCUGUAAUACAGAAGUGGAAGAGUUGACACAUAAGAGUGAAGAGACGAGGGACCCUUCUCUCAGUGUUCGAGGAAUCUAACAGUUUGCUGUUCUCAAGGCCUGGCCCUUCAAUUUUUAGUGUCUUGAUAUGGAUUCCGGGGAAGAUGGAAAUGGGGCACAAGAUGCUUUGCCACCUCCCCCACCUGUUCCGCCAAAUGUUGUUCCAAUAAAAGCUGAUUCAGUUGCUUCUGAGCCAGUUAAGAAAAAGGUCGCACGUGUUCCAAUAGCUCGCCGUGGCUUUGCAUCCAAGGGGCAAAAAAUAGCACUAACUACUAACCACUUCAAAGUUAAUGUUACUGGUGCUGAUGGUCACUUCUUCCAUUACAGUGUUUCCCUUUCAUAUGAAGAUGGCCGUCCUGUUGAUGGUAAGGGAAUUGGAAGAAAGGUUAUCGAUAGAGUUCAUGAGACAUAUGAUAGUGAGUUAGGUGGAAAGGACUUUGCUUAUGAUGGGGAGAAGAGUUUGUUCACAGUUGGUCCUCUUCCACGAAACAAACUUGAGUUCACUGUUGUGCUUGAGGAUGUUUCAUCAAAUAGGAAUAAUGGCAAUGGAAGUCCUGAUCGUGGUAGUCCGAAUGAGAGUGAUCGAAAAAGGAUGCGGCGUCCUUACCAGUCAAAGACUUUUAAAGUAGAGAUUAGCUUUGCUGCUAAAAUACCAAUGCAGGCAAUUGCCAAUGCACUACGUGGUCAAGAAUCAGAAAACUCUCAAGAAGCACUUAGAGUUUUGGAUAUCAUUUUAAGGCAGCAUGCAUCAAAACAGGGUUGCCUCCUUGUUCGUCAAUCCUUUUUUCACAAUGAUCCAAAAAAUUUCAUUGAUUUGGGAGGGGGCGUUCUUGGCUGCAGAGGAUUCCAUUCAAGUUUUCGAACCACCCAAGGAGGCUUAUCACUGAAUAUUGAUGUAUCUACUACCAUGAUAGUGCAACCUGGGCCAGUGGUUGAUUUUUUAAUUGCCAAUCAAAAUGCGAGGGAUCCUUUUUCCCUGGACUGGGCCAAGGCCAAGAAAAUGCUAAAAAAUCUGAGGGUGAAGACAAGCCCCUCAAACACCGAGUACAAAAUAACUGGACUGAGUGAGAAGCCUUGCAAGGAGCAGUUGUUUACGCUUAAGCAAAGAAAUGGGAAGGAUGAGAAUGGCGAGGCCCAAACGAUUGAAGUGACUGUUUUUGAUUAUUUUGUUAAUCAUCGCCGCAUAGAACUACGUUAUUCUGCUGAUUUACCUUGCAUUAAUGUUGGGAAGCCAAAACGACCGACUUACUUCCCUAUAGAGCUUUGUACCUUGGUGUCGUUACAACGUUAUACUAAAGCGUUGUCCACUCUUCAAAGAGCUUCACUGGUGGAAAAAUCAAGGCAAAAACCACAAGAAAGGAUAGGAGUUUUGACUAAUGCUUUGAGAAGCAACAAUUAUGAUGCCGAGCCUAUGCUACGUUCCUGUGGCAUUUCAAUAAGCAGAGACUUGACCCAAAUUGAAGGCCGUGUUCUGGCAGCUCCAAGGUUGAAAGUUGGUAAUGGGGAGGAUUUCUUUCCACGAAAUGGGCGGUGGAAUUUUAACAAUAAGAAACUGGUGGAGCCCACAAAGAUAGAACGUUGGGCUGUGGUCAACUUCUCGGCUCGCUGUGAUAUUCGAAACCUCGUCCGAGAACUGAUCAAAUGUGGAGGAAUGAAAGGAAUUCACAUUGAUCCUCCAUUUGAUGUAUUUGAAGAGAAUCCACAAUCUCGACGAGCCCCACCCAUUGUUAGGGUGGAGAAAAUGUUUGAGGAGAUACAGUCUAAACUCCCUGGAGCUCCUCAGUUCCUUCUCUGUCUACUUCCAGAGAGGAAAAACUCUGAUCUAUAUGGUCCUUGGAAACGAAAGAAUCUUUCUGAAUAUGGAAUUGUGACUCAAUGCAUUGCUCCUACAAGGGUUAAUGAUCAAUAUCUUACGAAUGUUCUCCUAAAGAUUAAUGCAAAACUUGGUGGAUUAAAUUCUAUGCUAGCCGUAGAACAUUCCCCUUCUAUUCCAAUUGUUUCGAAGGGACCCACCAUAAUCCUUGGGAUGGAUGUUUCUCAUGGUUCUCCUGGACAAUCUGAUGUACCAUCUAUUGCUGCGGUUGUCAGCUCCAGGCAGUGGCCACUGAUUUCGCGCUAUAGAGCAUCAGUUCGUACUCAAUCUCCAAAGGUUGAGAUGAUUGAUUCUCUGUAUAAGCGAUUAUCUGAAACUGAAGAUGAAGGCAUAAUUAGAGAGCUUUUGCUAGACUUUUAUGUGAGUUCAGGCAAAAGAAAACCCGAUCAGAUUAUCAUAUUCAGGGAUGGAGUCAGCGAGUCUCAGUUCAAUCAAGUUCUGAACAUCGAACUGGAUCAAAUUAUUGAGGCCUGCAAGUUCCUUGAUGAGAAGUGGUCUCCCAAAUUUGUGGUGAUUGUUGCGCAGAAAAACCAUCAUACCAAGUUUUUCCAACAUGGAUCUCCUGAUAACGUCCCACCUGGCACAGUCAUAGACAACAAAGUUUGUCAUCCACGGAACAAUGACUUUUAUCUCUGUGCACAUGCUGGAAUGAUUGGUACUACCAGGCCGACGCAUUACCACGUUCUAUUGGAUGAAGUUGGUUUCUCUUCCGAUGAUCUUCAGGAGCUUGUGCAUUCUUUAUCCUAUGUGUACCAAAGGAGCACCACUGCCAUUUCCGUAGUUGCCCCCAUAUGCUAUGCCCACUUAGCAGCUACUCAGAUGUCUCAGUUCAUGAAGUUUGAAGACACGUCAGAGACAUCCUCAAGCCAAGGCGGAAUGACGUCAGCAGGGCCUGUUCCUGUGCCUCAACUCCCCAAAUUGCAGGAGAGUGUCUGCAAUUCGAUGUUCUUUUGCUGAGAGACAUGUGGGGGAAGCUGAACCCUGUUAAAUACUUUUGUUCCAAAAACAAAUUGGGUUUUGUAUAGUUUUGUCUUUUAGGGUGAUCUUUCCUCUGGAGGAAGCUGAACGAUGUUAAAAUCCUUUCUUGCUUUAGGGUUUAGUAAGUAGUAAGUAGUAAGGUGUAGGGUAUCUAUCUAUGAUACUAAUUUUAGGGUUUUGCUUCUAGACAGUGCCACCUCUUUAUAGUAUGGCCUUGGGUUGGCCACGGUGGCUUGAACUUCGAAGUGUUUAUGGAUUUUUGUUUAUCUGAUGAAUACACCCGUUAUGUGUACUUUUGGAAGAAGUCC
This is a messenger RNA of Vitis riparia (riverbank grape), 3342 nucleotides long. Its product is annotated as protein argonaute 4-like. The transcript has 24 exons. Gene Ontology annotation, biological process: regulatory ncRNA-mediated post-transcriptional gene silencing. Gene Ontology annotation, cellular component: cytoplasm. Lineage: Eukaryota; Viridiplantae; Streptophyta; Magnoliopsida; Vitales; Vitaceae. The record is from RefSeq and is a predicted model, not a curated record. Gene Ontology annotation, molecular function: RNA binding; protein binding. Bases 272 to 3013 code for a protein of 913 amino acids.